AUGUCUGCAGGAGGCGGGUCGGAGGGCGCCACAGCGACGCUUGAAAGAGUCAAGAGCCUCAGCGAUAAGGUUUCCAAACUCCAAGAAGUUCUGGCCGGGGUGCAAGCAUCCCGCGGGCUUCCCUCUUCUACUGCCGCGGCGCCAGCACCUGCACCAGCAGCGGCGAGCGCUUCUGCUACUGCUGCUGCUGCUGCUGCGGGAGGGAGUGCCAAGCCAAAGAGAAAAGCGAACGCGCUUGUGUGGGCUGGAGCGCCUUCGGAGGAGUUCAUCGCCGGCGCCGACACUCGCUCUCUCGAGCGGGAGCCCUACUGGGAUAUGUCGGAGCUCCCGAUGCACACAUUCAAGGCGAAGGCGCCAUACACCGGCACCAUCGAGACGGUAGAGAAGCUCGUACAGCCGGGGGCGUCAGGGGAGGUGUUCCACGUGAAGCUGCGGCACGAGGGGAACAUGCCCUACUGGGAAGGGCAAAGCCUCGGCGUCACCCCCCCCGGGCUAGAUGCCAAGGGCAAGCCUCACAAGGUGAGGCUUUACUCGAUCGCGUCUACGAGGUACGGCGACGACGGGGACGGGCGGACAGUGUCCUUGUGCGUCCGGAGGGCAACCGUGAUUGACCCGGAGACCGGAAAAGAAGACCCUUCGAAAGAGGGGGUAUGCUCCAACUUCCUGUGUCGGGCGCGGGCGGGGCAGGAGGUCACCCUCACCGGCCCCAGCGGCAAGAUAAUGCUCCUGCCGGAGGAAACCCCGGACGCGGACGUGAUCAUGGUGGGGACCGGUACGGGAAUCGCUCCCUACCGGGGCUUCCUGCAACGGCUCUUCAAGGAGGACACGCCGGCCGCAAGGGCGUUUACGGGGACCGCGUGGCUUUUCUUGGGGGUGGCCACGACCGAAGGCCUGCUGUACCACGACGACUGGAUGGAGAUGCUCAGAAAGUUCCCGUUCAACUUCAGGUGCGAGGGAAGGGAGGAAAAGAACGCCUCCGGGGGCAAGAUGUACAUCCAGGACCGCGUAGAGCAAUACGCCGACGAGGUCUUCGAGCGGCUGGACGGAGGAGCACACAUUUACUUCUGCGGCCUGAAGGGAAUGAUGCCCGGCAUCACCGACAUGCUGGCCAGGGUGGCGGGAGAGAGAGGCAUCUCGUGGGACGCCAAGCUCAAGGAGCUAAAGAGCAAGGGGCAGUGGCACGUCGAGGUCUACUGA
Messenger RNA from Ectocarpus siliculosus, 1197 nucleotides. The record is from the annotation of a GenBank genome assembly. NCBI's taxonomy places the organism in Eukaryota, Phaeophyceae, Ectocarpales, Ectocarpaceae.